AUGUGACGAAAAGGGGAAACAAGACUGGGUCCCGGCCACAACUUCAGCUGAGGAACUUGGCACGGCCAGCUUGGGACCCAGGACCCUAACGUGUAGCAGAGGCGCUGUGUUUGGAAGUCCCGCUAUCACGGCCCCCCAGAUGGGGCCUGGACGAUGCCUCCUGACGGCCUUGCUGCUUCUGGCCCUGGCGCCACCGCCGGAAGCCUCCCAGUACUGCGGCCGCCUUGAAUACUGGAACCCAGACAACAAGUGUUGCAGCAGCUGCCUGCAGCGCUUCGGGCCGCCCCCCUGCCCGGACUAUGAGUUCCGGGAAAACUGCGGACUCAAUGACCACGGCGAUUUCGUAACGCCCCCGUUCCGAGAGUGUUCUUCUGGGCAGUGCAACCCCGACGGCGCGGAGCUAUGUAGCCCCUGCAGCGGCGGAGCCGUGACCCCCACUCCCGCCGCGGGCGGGGGCAGAACCCCGUGGCGCUGCAGAGAGAGGCCGGUCCCUGCCAAGGGGCACUGCCCCCUCACACCUGGAAACCCAGGCGCCCCUAGCUUCCAGGAGCGCAGCUCACCAGCAAGUUCCAUUGCCUGGAGGACCCCUGAGCCUGUCCCUCAGCAGGCCUUGCCGAAUUUCCUUCCGCUCUUGGUGCUGGUCCUGCUCCUGACCUUGGCGGUGACAGCGAUCCUCCUGUUUAUUCUGCUCUGGUACCUCUGCCGGCCCAAGGAGAAAGCCGACCCCUAUCCCUAUCCUGGCUUGGUCUGCGGAGUCCCCAACACCCACACCCCUUCCUCCUCGCAUCUGUCCUCCCCAGGCGCCCUGGAGACAGGCGACACAUGGAAGGAGGCCUCUCUACUUCCACUCCUGAGCAGGGAACUGCCCAGUCUGGCGUCACAGCCCCUGUCUCGCCUCCUGGAUGAGCUGGAGGUGCUGGAAGAGCUGAUUGUGCUGCUGGACCCUGAGCCUGGGCCAGGUGGGGGCAUGGCGCAUGGCACUACUCGACACCUGGCCGCCAGAUAUGGGCUGCCUGCUGCCUGGUCCACCUUUGCCUAUUCGCUGAGGCCGAGUUGCUCGCCGCUGCGGGCUCUGAUUGAGAUGGUGGUGGCAAGGGAGCCCUCUGCCUCUCUGGGCCAGCUUGGCACACACCUCGCCCAGCUAGGGCGGGCAGACGCAUUGCGGGUGCUGUCCAAGCUUGGCUCAUCUGGGGUUUGCUGGGCUUAACACUCAAUAAAGAACUUUGCUGACUACUAA
Molecule: messenger RNA, 1237 nt
Organism: Symphalangus syndactylus (siamang)
Lineage: Eukaryota; Metazoa; Chordata; Mammalia; Primates; Hylobatidae
Gene: IGFLR1
Product: IGF like family receptor 1
Cellular component (GO): plasma membrane
Source: RefSeq, a predicted model, not a curated record